Messenger RNA from Echinococcus granulosus, 1539 nucleotides. RefSeq lists its product as hypothetical. The record is from RefSeq and is a predicted model, not a curated record. Lineage: Eukaryota; Metazoa; Platyhelminthes; Cestoda; Cyclophyllidea; Taeniidae. The transcript is spliced from 4 exons. The coding region runs from base 1 to 1539 and encodes 512 amino acids.
AUGUGGGCUCUCGCUUUUAUCCUAUCUUUACUCACUGCCACGCAGCCGACAUUCGCCUUCGUCACUGGGGGUGGCCAAGGUGAUAAAGAAUUCGGUCUCAAAAUAGAUGGCGCUAUAACAAUGCCAAAGAAUACAGGUUACACUUUUGCAACUGACGCUAUCAGCGCAACGUCGACUCCAUUAAUUAUGCAAACAAACACUGGAUACUCUGAAUCAUCGAAUUUCCCUGAAUAUGGCACAGAACAGUCUACACUUGAGUUUGAAGUUGGGGAACACGAAGGCAGUGGUGUGACAGAGCAGUCUCUUGAAGCAGUGAUUAACGACAGCGCUCACGUCACUAAGGAGUAUGAGUCUACUGAUUCAUCAGGUAUUGAGGCGGACAGGAACGCUGCAACCAUUAAAGGAGGACUUAAAAUGAAUACGGAAGAGUUCAAUGAAAAUGCUACUACAGUUUUCGAUGACAAGGAUUCUACUGGUGAAAGUGCAUACCCGGAAAGCAAAGUAGAAGGUGAAGAGGGAACUAUGCAAGAUGUUGAAGAAGGCCAUGUAAAUGAAUCUGAAGAGAAGAGGGAGGAGGUUUUAACAGGUAAAGCUAAUGCCGGAGAUGAUGAAGCUUUAACUGCUGUAACCGUCGACACGGGAUCCACCAUCGAAAACAUAAAUCAAGAAAAUAAAGCAAAUGAAAACGAGACUUCGCCAAACCCUGAUACCAAGAAUGCUAAUGAAGUACCAGUUGAUAUCACCGGUACCAUGGAAACUGAAAAACUGAGUGAUCACUCUAUAAAUCCGUCGGAAGCUCCAUCAACUCAAGCGGCUAAAAUUGAUCAAGGAGAAGAGGAAACCUUGACAAUCGAGAAGAAAGGAAUCGCUGAGAGCUCAGCUGGUGUUUUUAGUGAUGCAGAAAAUAGGCUUGAAGACACCGAGAUCCAUGAGUGGGACAGCGAAGUGACCGCAAAAGCGACUUCACUUGCUACCGAACAAUCAACAAGCACGGAUUCUACUGUAGAUGAAAAUACAGCCGAGGAGUCGAUUUAUACCAAAAAUGUUGAAGAGGAAGAAAUUCUGGAAGAAAAAGUAGAGAAUGUUGGGAUGGAGGAAGUAAUAAAGGAGACAACCACAGGAACGUCAGAAGCCGUUGUGGGACCUGACGGUUCAAGUUCACCGCCCCUAGGUGGCUCCACAACGGAAGGAACCGAUGCAGAUAUCUCGAAUAGUCGUGUAGCAACUGUGAAAACAUACGCCGCAACCGCUAACAAAACCGUCCAAUUGAAUGCUCCAUGGUUUAAGUCCCUUCGCAUGGACAUCGUUCAGAGCCUUUACGAAGUAAAGGACAACAUUUAUCAGGCUGCCACUUCAUUGCAAAAGGCUGUGGAGGUCAUACAGGAAGUCAUGGUGUCAUUUGUUGAUGGUGUUCAAGCCUAUACUCUAAAGGGCACUUCUUAUGACCUCGCAGAUGACGUACCAAUUAAAUUAUCGGUCCUGAGGAAGAAGAGUGAAGAGUGGCUGGCGAAGCAAACAUUUUCAAGCUCACUGAUUUGA